Indicator indicator is the source of this 2421-nucleotide messenger RNA. It is a transcript of the gene OXR1, whose product is annotated as oxidation resistance 1. Gene Ontology annotation, biological process: response to oxidative stress. Bases 16 to 2421 code for a protein of 801 amino acids. Gene Ontology annotation, cellular component: nucleus. The transcript has 14 exons. The record is from RefSeq and is a predicted model, not a curated record. Lineage: Eukaryota; Metazoa; Chordata; Aves; Piciformes; Indicatoridae.
AAAGAUGGGCGACGAAUGUCUUUUCAAAAGCCCAGAGGAACUCUUGAAUAUUCUGUGGAAUCAAGAGAUACUUUAAACAGCAUUGCCUUGAAAUUUGAUACAACACCCAAUGAACUGGUUCAGAUAAAUAAGCUUUUCUCCAGAGCAGUCGUUCCUGGACAGAUUUUGUAUGUUCCUGACCCAGACUACAUUUCUAGUGUGGACAGCUCCCCCUCUCUAAGUCCUAUAAGUCCCCUAUCACCUACAUCUUCCGAAGCAGAGCUUGACAAGGCUACAGAUCCAGAUGGAAUCCCUCAGAAGGAUUCAGCUGCUUCACCAGCACACAUGUGUGUUCGUCCUACAAGAGUGGUAUCAUCCACCUCGGAAGAGGAGGAAGCAUUCACAGAGAAGUUCCUAAAAAUUAAUUGCAAGUACAUCACUAAUGGCAAGGGUGCGGUCAAUGGUGUGCUGCUAGUGACACCAAAUAAUAUCAUGUUUGAUCCUCACAAGAUGGAUCCUCUGGUCCAGGAGAAUGGCUGUGAAGAGUAUGGCAUCAUGUGUCCAAUGGAAGAGGUGAUGUCAGCUGCUCUGUAUAAGGAAAUCGUGGACAGCAAAAUCAAGGAUUCAUUAAUAAUAGAUGUGGAACAGUUGUCUGUAGGGGAACUUUGCCAUUCCAAGAAAGCUGCAAAGAGCAAUACAGAGGAAAUGGAUUCCAGGACUCGGGAUACAGGCAAUGACAGUGCCAGUACUGCCCCAAAGAGCACAGAGGAGUCUCUUUCAGAAGAUGUCUUCACAGAAUCGGAACUCUCUCCAAUCCGUGAGGAGCUUGUCUCCUCAGAUGAACUUAGACAAGACAAGUCUUCUGGAGCAUCAUCAGAAUCUGUCCAAACAAUAAACCAGACUAGUUCUGAAUGUUUAACAAUCAUUUCAGACUCAAAUGAAGCUGCUAGUGACUUAAAACCCAAUACUGAAAUGCUUGCAAAUGUCAAACAGUUUGGUACCCACAGCUUAGGUUCAGAAAGUUCUGGAUUGUCUAUGAAGGGGGGAGAAGACCCUAAUGAAAAUACUAGAGAUGUCCUCCAGGAGUCUUCACAGGGAUCACGUGGUAGUGAAGAGCAUGACAAAGAGGCAGAAGUGGGCAACAAUCAAGAUUCUUCACUGGGAAAAAAAACGAAAGAAGACAGUAAGAUGGGAGAGAAAUGUCUGCAUUGUGAAGAGGGCACAGAAUCUCAAAAGAAAGAGCUAACUCGAGAAGGAAAAGGACCGAGAGAGCCAACACAAGACUCAGAGACAGAAGUUGAGGAACUCCGUAAACUCUGGAAGAGCCACACUAUGCAACAAACCAAACAGCAAAGAGAAAACAUGCAGCAGAACUCACAAAAAGAAGUUAGUCAGAAAACUGUGACUGUGGGAGAUGGACAAUUAGAAGGGUCUUCUCUUACAAAAGAAAAGAGGCGGCAUCGCUCUCACAAGUAUCUGCGUCUCCGGGUUGGGAAACCCAUGAGGAAAACAUUUGUUUCACAAGCAAGUGCAACAAUGCAACAGUAUGCACAGAGGGAUAAAAAACAUGAGUAUUGGUUUGCUGUGCCCCAGGAAAGGACAGAUCACUUGUAUGUCUUCUUUAUCCAGUGGAGUCCAGAGAUAUAUGCAGAAGAUACUGGGGAGUCUCUUCAGGAACCUGGAUUUAUAGUGGUAAAAAAGAAGGAAGAGCCUGAAACCAGUGAAGAAUCUACUACUGAUACUAACACUGCUGAAGAUACUGCUAAAGAGUGGGAGGUAGUGUCAGUGGCUGAGUAUCACCGCAGGAUCGAUGCUCUAAAUAGCGAAGAACUGCGCACACUCUGCAGACGUCUCCAGAUAACAACAAGAGAAGACAUCAAUUCAAAACAGGCAACAGAUACCAAACCAGACCUGGAGCCUGAGGCAUUCCGGCCAAACCUUAGUGAUCCCAGUGAAUUAUUACAGCCAGAUCAAAUUGAAAAGCUCACAAAAUCUCUUCCACCACGGACCAUCGGCUAUCCAUGGACACUUGUCUACAGUACUGCAAAGCAUGGCAUGAGCUUGAAGACCUUGUAUCGAACGAUGCUAGGGUUAGACACACCUGUGCUGUUGGUUAUCAAGGACAGUGAUGGACAGGUUUUUGGUGCACUAGCAUCUGAACCAUUUAAAGUGAGUGAUGGCUUUUACGGCACUGGGGAGACUUUUAUGUUCACUUUUUCUCCAGAUUUUGAGGUUUUCAAAUGGACAGGAGACAACAUGUUUUUCAUCAAAGGAGACAUGGACUCCCUUGCUUUUGGUGGAGGAGGAGGGGAGUUUGCUCUUUGGCUCGAUGGUGAUCUCUACCAUGGAAGAAGUCAUUCAUGUAAAACAUUUGGGAAUCAUACACUUUCUAAGAGAGAAGACUUCAUUAUUCAAGACAUAGAAAUAUGGGCUUUUGAAUGA